AUCCCGACUGGCUGAUUACCACACCAACUGCCAAGCCACUUUCCAGUCCCUGACCAGCUGCCCCAGGGACAACUACCAGGCAUGUCUGGGCUCCUAUGCAGGGCUCAUCGGUUUUGACAUGACACCCAACUACAUCGAUGCCAGCACCACCAACAUCACCAUCUCACCCUGGUGCUCCUGCAAAGGCAGUGGCAACAUGGAAGAAGAGUGUGAGAAGUUCCUCCGGGACUUCACGGAAAACCCGUGUCUCCGAAACGCCAUCCAAGCCUUUGGCAAUGGGACUGAUGUGAACCUGUCCCCCAAACACCCCUCUGCCCCCGUCACUGUGCCCCCCAAGACGGAGAAGGGUCCUGCCCUGCCGGACGACGUCAAUGACAGCAACACCAUGUAUGACACGAGCAUCAUCACCACCUGCACCUCUGUCCAGGAGCAAGGACUGCAGCCAAACAAGUCCAAAGAGCAGAGCCUGUGCUACUCAGAGACCCAGCUGACCACGGACGUGAUGCCAGACCAGAAGAGCUUUGUGGACCCGAAGGCAAGCGGCAGCCACCACCGGGUGGGCUGGAUCCUGCCCCUCCUGCCCCUCCUGCUGCUGCUCUUGGCCUUAUAG
Molecule: messenger RNA, 610 nt
Organism: Acanthisitta chloris (rifleman)
Lineage: Eukaryota; Metazoa; Chordata; Aves; Passeriformes; Acanthisittidae
Product: GDNF family receptor alpha-2-like
Exons: 5
Biological process (GO): nervous system development
Cellular component (GO): signaling receptor complex; external side of plasma membrane
Molecular function (GO): signaling receptor activity
Source: RefSeq, a predicted model, not a curated record